UCAAGGAAGUUGUCUGGCUGGGAAAAUAUUGUUUGCAUGAAGCACAAAGUCCAUAGGGAAGUGGUUCCUGGGUGAGGAGACUUAAGGUUUUUGUUAUGGUCUGUCGGACAUAAGAAGGACAAAUUCAGUCAUGUGGUAAUACAUUUACCUGUGUUUUGUACACUGGGAAUAUUGGUUUGCUGUUUUUCGGGAGUGUUAUUAUCUGCAGACAAUGGAGCUGACUGGAUUAAACCGUACAGAUUCUGCCACAGCAGGGCAAGGUUACUACAGCGCUGGGCAGUCUCUACGGUUACGGAGACUUUCGUCCCGCGUGUCCAAUCAGAACGCUACCCCUCACUUUGACUGGGGCAGCUCUCGUGAGGGUGGUGAAGAUGGGAAUGAGGAAGAGCCCCAAAACGUGAGGGAGCUGCCCAUGCCCUUCGGCCUGAGGAAGGCAGUCAGGCAGGUGCAGCAGAUGCGUAUUCCUGUGGCCUCCAGGAGGAUGAGGCAGUCUAGAGCCCUGAAGCGCUUCUCUGCAGAGGCCAAAAACGCUCUGGCAUUGGUCACUCUCUGGAGGAGAGCCAUACACCAGAUAGGGGGACACUUUGGCGGGGGUGUCCAGUCCUACUUUGUGUUCCUGCGGUUCCUGGUCGUCCUGAACUUCCUGUCCUUCCUGCUGAUAGCGGCGUUCGUCCUCAUCCCCGGCAUCGUCUUCCACUCGCUCGAUCUCAGCAGCAGCGUGCCACAGUUGCCCAAUAGUACCAACAUCACAGGAAAGGAGGAGUGCAUGGUCUAUGAUCCCAACCCAGGGGCACUGACAGUGUUCUACACAUACUUCCUGGAUCUACUGUCAGGAACAGGCUUUAUGGAGUACUCCUACAUGUUCUACGGGUACUACAACAACACAUUGGUAGUAGCCAAUGGCUUUUCCUAUAACAUCCCUCUGGCAUAUCUGCUGACUGCCUCCUUCUACUUCAUAUUCUGUUUCAUAUGUAUCAUUGUGAGGAUGGGAGGUGUGGCACGAGUUGCCGUGACAACAGGUGGAGGCGCUGCCAGAAGUUACAGUAUGAUGGUGUUCACUGGUUGGGAUUAUGGUCUCCAAGGAGACCGUGCCACCAAGCUGAAGAAGAACAACAUUCGCUACCAGCUGCAGGUGGAUCUGGAGGAGGAAAGGAUUAAACUGAAGACUCAGUCCCAGACUCUUCUCCAGACAGUGGGCUUGUACUCAUUGCGUGCCUUCCUGAACCUCGUCGUCAUCGGACUCAUCAUAGGAGCCUUUUUUGGCAUUACUUUGGCAACACGUUACAGCCAGGAGACGGAUAAAACGCAAAAUGGGAUUCUGGACCUUCUGCUAGAGUACCUGCCUUCCAUUGUCAUCACAGCUAGCAACUUUGUUGUGCCCUUCCUGUGUGACCAGAUCGCACUACUAGAGAAACACAGCCCUAGCACCACCAUCAUCCUGGCCCUGCUCAGAGCAGUGUUCCUGCGGCUGGUCAGCUUGGGCGUGUUGUUGGCCACUCUAUGGCUCAACAUCACCUGUAACUCAAAGCCAGAUGAAUGCAUUCCCUGUGGAUACAACUACGGCCAAUAUCAGUGUUGGGAGACUCGUGUAGGACAGGAAAUGUAUAGGCUGGCGCUAUUUGACUUCCUGACGACCAUUGCCGUGCUGAUUCUGGUGGAGUUCCCUCGACGGAUGGUGGUGGACAAUUGUUCCUGGAAACUGAUCAAGUGGGUGGGACGUCAGGAGUUCCUGGUGCCCCCCAAUGUCCUGGGUCUGGUAUAUGCCCAGACGGUGGUGUGGACAGGAACUCUCUUCUGCCCCCUCUUGCCUUUGGUCAACACCAUCAAGCUCAUCAUCAUCUUCUACUGCAAAAAGGUCACCCUGUUCCAUAACUGCCGCCCAGCGACGAAGACCUUUCGCUCCACCAGCUCAAACAUCGUCUUCUUCCUGGUUCUGAUGUUUGGGUGGAUUCUGGCCACCACUGUUCUGAUCUACAGUAUAGCUGAACUUCACCCAUCCUUUGGCUGCGGUCCUUUCCGGUUUUCCUCAACCAUGUGGAGCACCAUUCCCAACUCAUUCCAAGGCCUGUCCAACACGACUCAGGAGUUCCUGCGCUACGUUGGCUCCCAGGCCUUCUCAAUCCCCCUGUUCAUCUUCUCCUGUGUGCUGCUGUGUUAUGUGGCAGCGGUGGCAUCUGUUUAUGGCAAGAGCGUGGCUCUGCUCAGAACACAGCUACAACUGGAGGGGCGUGACAAGCAGUUCCUGGUCAAGCAGAUCGAGGAGCUCACCCAGAAGCUUGGUAUACCAAAGCAUGACAGGGAUCCCAUGGUCCUCAGCCACGGCGGAGCUCCCUGGGAGCAGCAGCAGGACGGCCACAGCUAAACUGCACCUCGGCGCCCUCGUGCUUUGGGACUGAGACCCAAGAGCUGUUCAUCACUCCAGCUGACACUCAGAAACAUGUGAAUUUGGAGAAAUUACUUCAGAAAUCAUUUCACUGUGUAAUCCCUGUGGAAAGAAAGAGUUGACAAGAACCUUCUAUAUAAACCUUCCUACAGUGGCAAAGGGAUUACAAUAUUUUACACACGUAGCAUAAUGUAGCAUAAACUGUGCAAUAAAAACAAUCUCAAGAAAUGUGUUAAAUACCUA
Molecule: messenger RNA, 2626 nt
Organism: Clupea harengus (Atlantic herring)
Lineage: Eukaryota; Metazoa; Chordata; Actinopteri; Clupeiformes; Clupeidae
Gene: tmc4
Product: transmembrane channel-like 4
Cellular component (GO): plasma membrane
Molecular function (GO): mechanosensitive monoatomic ion channel activity
Source: RefSeq, a predicted model, not a curated record